Solea solea (common sole) is the source of this 6753-nucleotide messenger RNA. RefSeq names its product anoctamin 8b (gene ano8b). Gene Ontology annotation, cellular component: plasma membrane. The transcript has 20 exons. NCBI's taxonomy places the organism in Eukaryota, Metazoa, Chordata, Actinopteri, Pleuronectiformes, Soleidae. Gene Ontology annotation, biological process: chloride transmembrane transport. Bases 241 to 3804 code for a protein of 1187 amino acids. Gene Ontology annotation, molecular function: chloride channel activity. The record is from RefSeq and is a predicted model, not a curated record.
CGGUGCGGCUCUCUCUCUCUCUCUCUCCAUCUCACCGCGUAUCCUGCUCCCGAGCACCAACAGGAUGAUCUGCCGCCGCACCGUCACCGACAACCUUCACCUCACUUUCACACUCACUUAACCCUUCACUCGGACCUCCACGCCACCCCCAUGCUUUGCCCUCCUCCUGAGAUGCACAACUGGGCCACGAUUUCCCGGAGAAUAUCUUCACCUUGCGUCGCUCCUCGCUGAUAAGAGAGCAUGCCCGACACGGGGACGACGGCAGCGGCGGCCGCCAGCGGUGGGACGACCACCGCCGCCGACGGCCCCGAGAGCAACCGGCACCGACACCGAGCGCUGCCGGGAGACGCGGAGAGGCCGGAGCCGCAAAGCUCCUCCGGUGUGCUGGAUAAGUUGUUUGGAAAGCGGCUGCUGCAGGCUGGGAGACACAUCAUGUCUCACAAGUCUUGGAUGAAAACGGUGCCCACAGAGAACUGUGACGUCCUCAUGACAUUUGCAGACACUACAGAUGACCACACGUUGCUAUGGCUACUGAAUCAUAUCCGGCUGGGAAUCCCAGAGCUCAUCAUCCAAAUUCGACAUCACAAGCACACGCGAGUCUACGCGUUCUUCAUCACUGCUACAUUUGAAAAUUUGUUACGAGGUGCUGAGGAGAUAGGACUGAGGAAAGCUGUGAAGCCCGAGUUUGGAGGAGGAACGCGAAGCUUCUCCUGUGAGGAAGAUUACAUCUACGAGAACAUCGAGAGCGAGUUGUGCUUUUUCACGUCACAGGAGAGGCAGAUCAUCAUUAAAUACUGGAUGGAAAAUCUACGUGCCAAACAUGGGGAUGUGCUUCAUAAUAUUAACUUCCUGGAGGGCCAGCCAAUCAUCCCAGAGCUACGUGCACGAGGUGUGAUCCAGCAGGUGUUUCCUCUCCAUGAGCAGAGGAUCCUCAGUCAGCUGAUGAAGUCCUGGGUGCAGGCUGUUUGUGAAAAACAACCCUUAGAUGAUAUAUGUGACUACUUUGGAGUGAAGAUUGCCAUGUAUUUUGCAUGGUUGGGUUUUUACACCACUUCUAUGUUGUAUCCUGCUGUCAUCGGCUUUGUGCUGUGGAUGCUCACUGAGUCAGAUCAGACUAGCCGUGACAUCUGCUGUGUAGUGUUUGCACUGUUCAAUGUGGUGUGGGCCACUCUGUUUCUGGAGCGGUGGAAGAGGAGGGGGGCUGAGCUGGCGUACAAGUGGGGAACACUGGACACGCCAUCUGAAUCCCUGGAGGAACCAAGGCCUCAGUUCCGGGGAGUCAAGCGCUGCAGUCCCAUAACAGGAUGCGAGGAGUUCUACUAUCCUCCGUGGCGGAGGCGCGUGUUCAGGUGGCUGGUCAGCCUGCCCAUCUGUCUCCUCUGUCUCUGUUUUGUCUUCCUGGUCAUGCUCAUCUGCAUCGAGCUGCAGGAAUUUGUGAUGGGGAUCAAGGAAAUGCCUCGCCUGGCUCGUUUCAUCCCCAAAAUUAUGCUAGCUAUCACUGUGAGCGCAUGUGAUGAGGUGUACAGGAAAAUUGCCUGCUGGCUCAAUGACAUGGAAAACUAUAGACUCCAGAGUGCCUAUGAGAAAAAUCUCAUUAUCAAAAUGGUUUUUUUUCAGUUUGUAAAUUCUUAUCUCAGCCUUUUUUACAUUGGAUUCUACCUCAAAGACAUGGAGCGCCUGAAAGAGAUGCUGGUGGUGUUGUCUCUGUUAAGGAGUCUGCAGCGGCAGGUCCGGGUUAAUGUCCUGCCGUCCCUCAUCCUCAAGAUCCACAUGCAUAUGGUCUCUGUUCCCUGGUUCUCCAGGAAAUUUCUCAGGUCCAAAAUGCUGGCCACUCUGCUCAUCAUACGCCAGUUCCUUCAAAACGUGAAGGAGGUGCUGCAGCCUUAUCUGUAUGAGCGUCACAAGCUGGGCGAGCUUACACUGCGAGCUGUGUGGGACCUGCUGCUCUCAGUGCUGCUAAAAUAUGGCCGGCUGGCAGCUGGAAAAGCCCAGAUCUCCCCCACUGACCAGGCCAUGCCAGGACUUGGACUGAGAGGCACCCGGCCUGGGGUGACACAGGCCGAAAGAAGAGAAAAGAAAUGUUUAAACGGAGGAUGUGGAGUUCCUGACGAAGAAGAUGGAGGCGAGAGGGACGAGGCUGACAGUGGGAGGUUCAGUGAAGGAGAGACGGAGGAAGACGGUCUGAUCGACUGUGGUUUGAAGCUGAGGAAAGUCAGUUUCAUAGAGAAGGUGGACAGAAGGCCAGUCUGCGGUGGACCCCUCAUGGACAGUUUCCUGGAGGAGGGGAGCCCCACUAUGGUGGAGAAAGGGAUGGACCCUGCUUCUGUGUUUGAAAUGUGCGACGACGACGACGACAACGGCAUCCAUGAUGUGAAGGAGUCAGGUGUGGGAGGCGCGGUCGUGACUGAGGCAGCCGUGGCUGCUGCUGCUGCGGCGGCGGCAGCAGCUGCCGGUGCUGCUGCUCCGCUGCCGUCUCUGUCUGAAAGCAGCGCGUCACUGCGACACAGACGGAGAGGCAGGAGCGUCGAGAGGCCCGAGACGAAGACGAAAAGGGAAUCGUGGAUAGACCCACCGGAGGAGAGAGAGAGCACUACGCUCACUCAGGCUGAGAUGGAGAGCUGCAUGCAGAGAUAUACCGACACCUUCCAGGACUACCAAGAGAUGUUUGUCCAGUUUGGGUACGUGGUCCUCUUCUCCUCAGCCUUCCCUCUCGCUGCCAUGUGUGCUCUCAUCAACAACAUCAUUGAGAUCCGCAGCGAUGCCUUUAAGCUCUGCACUGGUCUGCAGAGGCCCUUUGGAGUCCGAGUGGAGAGCAUCGGCCAGUGGCAGACUGCAAUGGAAGCCAUGGGCCUGAUCGCCAUCAUUGUAAACUGUUACCUGAUUGGUCAGUGUGGUCAACUACAGCGUCUCUUCCCUUGGCUCAGCCCAGAGAUGGCCAUCAUCUCUAUCGUCAUCCUCGAGCACUUUGCUAUUCUCCUGAAGUACAUCAUCCACGUGGCCAUACCUGACAUUCCUGCAUGGGUCCAAGAGGAGAUGGCUAAACUGGAAUAUCAGCGAAGGGAGGCCUUCAAGAAGCAUGAGCGGCAGGCGCAGCAGCAUUACCAGCAGCUGCAGAGGAGGAAGAGGGAGGAGGAGGAGAGGCAAAGGCAGGCAGAGCAUGUGGCCCGUAGGGAGAGGGAGAGGGACGACAGCAAGGGUGAAUCCUCUGGGGAUCACCACCACGACAAAAGUCACGGCAGCAAAUCACGCACGGGCGGUGGUGGAGGAGGAGGAGGAAGUGGGGGCUCAGACAAACCCAAGAGGCCCAGCUCUCUGCUGGCCAACAAUAAUGUCAUGAAGUUGAAACAGAUCAUCCCACUGCAGAAUAAGUUCUCCUCCAGUGGAGCGCGCUCGCCACAGUCUCCCACCAGCAGUGAACCAAAGCUUCCUGGGUUCCUGAGCUUCAAGUUCCUCAAGUCACCUGAGAACAAGAAGGAAGGUGCCGCGGCCACUGCCACCAACUCCACUGCGACAGCAUCAUCGUCAUCUUCAUCAUCAGGUAGCAGCUCUCAGGAGCGUUCUCAGUCACCCAGCAAAGCCUUCAACCCUGGAAAACUGUUUAACUUUGGGAAAUCUGAGGGAGGGACAUGUGUGAACGGGGCGGGGCUGCUCAGAUCCGGGGAAGGAUCCUCAUCGUACACAUCAGAGCGACAUACGUCCAGGUCUGACUUGAACGGCGUACCGGACGAGAUCCCCUCACCUGGAGAGGAAGAAUCCGAGAACGGACAUUCGACAGACUUGGACACAAGUGGCUCUAAGGUUUAGUAGCUGCACAGAAGACAAACCUGUCUCUCGUUACAUCUCAGCUGAAGAAUUCAUUUGUUUACUGUGAGGAAUGAAAAAGAAAAGCCUGACCUACCCUUUGUAUUGUUGUAGGCCAUGUGUAGAAGUAUGUGGAGCAGAGAGAGGAAGUGAUGACACUGAGAGGUGACUGUUGUCGUUCUGCUGAUAGACUAAAAAAAAGAAAAAAGAAAAUCAGUCUUACUAUAAUGACCGAAUAAAAACACACAUACACUCCCUUACACAAACAUACAAACCCUUCCCUGUCUGCAAUAUGUAAAGAAAUGCAUGAGCUGCGUUUCUGAUCUUUUCAAGCCUUUAAAGCAGAGAGCUGUCUUUCUCGAUUUCUUCUGGUCGGAAAUUGUAAGCGUCUCGGCCCUCGGCCUCCUACUAGGACAUAUCAACUCGUUGUGGAGGGAAAAAAAAAGAUUUAAAAAUCCAUAGAGUUCGUGUGAAAGGAUCAAUUGUACAUCAAGUAAUGACUGGGAUUGUUCUUUAGCUGUCAACACACAAGUGAUCGUUAGAUAUCUGUCUCAUUUUUAACCGUGAGGAAUUCUUGGCUCCCCUCACUUUUGUAUCGAAGCGACAAAAAAACAAAAAAAUGAAAAAGCAAUAUCAAUCAGUGUUUUAAUUAUUGUUAUCAAUCAUCACACAAACCCCGUCCCAAAAUGAGGCAUCCUCGAUAUAUCACCAGCUUUAUUUUCAAAGUGCAGGUGAUGUCUGAGCUUUCUACAGUUCCUUGCACCCUGUGGCAGAAUCUGAUUUGUUUGCAAAAAAAAAAAGAAAUGAAGGAGUCAUGACGUACCAGUGUUUUCCCCGAGCAAUCAAGUCGAAGGAAGAACAGAAUAAACAAACGCAGGAGUAGAAAAAUAUCAUUUUGAAAAAGUGGAGCAGACGCCCCGUAGUGUGCUGCUCAUCAGCUUCUCUCCACCCUCUUUAUCCAGACUUGGCAAACGAGUGUAGAGUUGAUGAAGUACCAUUUGCACUAAAUCCUGGCGCCCUGCUUAGAAACAGGGAGAGAGAGAGAGAGAGAGAAAGUCAACACCAGCCUGCCUCCUAACAUUAUGCAAAAGCUGGAUUGUUUGCAUUUUUUUCCUGCUUUUCUCACAGGACGUGCUUUCCUCUCGUCUGUCUCCGCUCUCAGCAACUGUGGGACUUUCUUUUUUCUAACUAAAGUUGCUCUUAUUUUAUGUUGAGCUUUAUCUUUUUUAUAUUCACACUUCAUUUGCAAAGUGGUCGAGGUUUGCUUUUUUUUUUUGUUUUAACCAAAGUGUUACUUUUUGGAUUAUACUGCUUUCCCCGCUCCCCGAGAUGUUCUGUAUUCUGUCAAUCAUGUACUAAAACACUGUUCAUGAAAGGUGUGUGCAGGCUCAUCCUCAGUGACCAUUGAUUUCAUUUCUUUGGGGUCUCCAGAAGGUGGUGCUACAGUUUAUGUGCAAGGUGAAUUCAUUGUUUAUUUCAACAUUUGUUUCACUUCACCACCACUUCUUCUUAUUAUUAUUAUUAUUAUUAUUCAGCCGUUGAAUCAGUGUGCAGCGGGUGCAGGUGAAGCGAGAGGCUGCAGUAGUAGAACACUGUGAAAGGAAAUGGUUUAUGGAGUAAAAGACAGGGUUCACAGCACGGGAAGUCGGUUAUGACAGUUACAUGAACUAUGCAUUUCGAGACCAUCACCUCUGGCAAGGGUUUUGGCAAUAUCUGAGUAGCUGUUGAGACUGAGUCAGCGGCUCUGAAUCCAGCUAAAUUAUACCCGGCCAGACUCUAUGCAUCUUUUUUCCUCGUGUCCCCUCAGAUUUCUCCGUCAGUGACAUCCUCUCUCAGUCUCACCCUCUUGUAUAUUAAACGUAUGGAAUUCACCUAAAUAUUCUCAUCCACCUAUAGCUUCAGAUUUAUAUUCUGUAGCUCAAGAGAAACUAAACGUGUACUUCUGCAGAAAAGACAAAAAAAAAUCAAACUGACAUUUAAUGCAAUAAGGAAAUAGGAUAUCUGUGUGGUCUCGGUAUCGUUUUACAAGCGUUCGACAGUGUGUUCUCUUUUUUUUUUUCUUUUUUUUUUACGUUUGGAAGGUAGUGUUCUUCAUGUAUACUUAGAAGAGCGAGGCUGAAAGAAAUGUAAUAUCGUCGGUGUCUCUGUGCAUCCUUCGCCCUGGUCGCCACUAAAAGGAGAAUUCACAGAAGAGCAUACAGUAGCUCAGCAUAGUUUCAUCCAUCCCAACCUUUAUUCCUGCAGCAGCAGGGACGAAUGACGUCACGACGCAAUAUAGUCCAUUCAUCAUCAUUAGUAAGGCUUUGUGGAGGACAAGCCAGUGGAGGUUACUGGAGUGAGACGGUAAAUGUUACAAUAAAGUUCAGAUCAUAGCUUUUAUGUACGUUCCUCCUUAAUCAGGAAAAACGUACCCGUUUAACACCUUUUUCAUCGCUCAACCCUUGGAAACAGUCGUACGUUUUGCGUUUUCUUAUAAUGAAGCAUUGAUUGCGGUGAUGUAACAGAUAAACGGAUGUGGAACAGUUGGGUGUCUUAUUGAAAACAUUUUAUCAGAUGACAGCGACAGCACCUUCAUGGUUUUCACGGGCCAAACACAGGCUUUCCUCCUCAGACUGAAGUGGAUCCACGCGUCACAAGUCUGUCAGUCAGAUCGGUGGGAAGGGGCUUCAGUAAAUGUUCCGUCUUGGAUGUUAAGCGUGGAUGUGAACGAGUGAGAUUCACACCACGGGUACAGUACAUUAGAACCUCACCCCUAACCUCAACAUUUUAAGACUUCUCAUUGUCAAGGAAGCCUCAUUUACUGAACAUCAUAUGCUCUUCCAAUGUACCACUGUACAAAACAAAUCUUUUCAAGGAAAAUACUGGGAAAUGUGACUUAUUUAUUUCUUUUAAUUUAUUUUGUCAUAUUUUUGUAAGACCCGAAAAAUAGUUAAUAAAACUAUUUCAAAAGCA